CUCUGGUCUCUUGCUCUCGAGCCGCCGGAGGGUCAACGCCCCUCUCGCGCUGUUAGAGCAGUGUUGUUUUGAUGAACGGAUUCGGCUUGCGGCCUGCAAAUUCCACGUUAUUCGCGAUUCACAGACAGAAGCUGCUUUCGAGUUUGCAAACACUCUUCCCGACACCAUCGUUUGCCAUGGGGAUUCCGCCGUGCAACGAGGAGGGCUGAGAGGAGACCGGGACCCAGGAGUCGAACUCAAGUUGGGCCACUGUUUCGCGAGCUCGCAAAUUUUGAAGCAAUUAAUACAGGCACGAUUUCCUGCUGAAUAAUCAUAUUAGGCUGAAAAUGUCUGGCUGGAUGUACAGGGGCCGCAGUCUCCGAUCGAACCAUUCAUCGUCCAUUCGAACCACGCUUAAUUCAGAUCGGCGUGACAGCGAGGAUGAAUACGUCCGUUUGGAUGUUACAAAAGAUCCAAAUGAAAUGACAACUGAAAUUUUGAGCAACAUUACGCGACGGCAAGGAAUCUCCGAAGCGAAAAAAUUUGGAUACCUAAACGCAUGUACCAAUUUUUUCACGAAGGAAAAUUUGGCUAAUUUAAACUACACAUUUGAUGAAAUACUAUGCUGCUUACGAGUCUCUUUGGUCCACGAAACGGCAAGAAUAAGAGCAACCGGAAUUCGAACAAUAAGACGUUUGAUCAAAGAUGAGCAGGACGUGGCUGCAAUAAUUAGACUGCGGUUACCCUAUCUAGUGGCUAGAAUAUUAGACUCUGAUAGUGAUGUUGAGCGAGUGCAAGCUCUCAGAUUUUGUCGGAGGAUCAUCAUGUGUGGGCCCAAUUUGUUUCCCAAAGAGUUGGCUCGGUCGUUGGUUUCGCUUGCCAACGGAGGAGCAGAAGAAAAAGACAAAAUCUUGCGAGUUUGUCUUGCAACCCUGGCAGAAUUAGCUGUGAUGUGCCCUGACCCAUUCAUCUCUUGCGGUGGUGUGGCAUCAAUGAGCCGAAAUCUCAUUGAGUCUCACUCCCCCAGGGUAACGGAAGUGUUGGUCGGCUCCCUGCUCUUCCUUUUGGUUCAUCCAAAGACCAGGAAGCAGGCUAAAAUUGACCUGACUGUGCUAUCGGCACCAUACUGCGACAUCCACUACCAACACUACGGCUGGACAUCUGGUGAAAAGAACAAGGAGGACCGAGACUCACGGAUCAGCAGCACCCACACCUCCAUCCUUUCUGUGUUACGCUCAUUCCCAGGCUUUCUCCAUUUCUGCGACCCCUCUGACGUGUCUAGUGGACUAAAGUCACUAGUCGACGUGCUCAGGUUCCAGCAUUUGGAGAGCAGGAAGAACGUCCUGGACCUUUUCAGUGAACUCUUGGGAGUGCCUGAAAUCUCCUGGACGGACGAAGCCAGUGUGGCGUUGUCAGACGUGGACCCGUCUAAGAUGCAGGACGCCUGGAAGCUGGCCGACGGCUUUGUGGCCUUGGAGGGCAAGGAAAUUCUGCCGAACCUCUCGGUAUUCAGGCCAAACUUGGUUGAAGUCCACAAGGCACUGCUGUUGCAGACUUUCAUUGAGGCCAACCUUUUGGAGGCGCUGAUUGAGGUUAUUGUAACUAGCGACUCCUUCAUCUCGCUCAGGGCUGCUAUUUUACUAGGCCAUGUACUGCUGUUGAACCACAAUCUCUUGCCGACGGGUUGCGCCCUGCCGAGUCUACCAACACUGGUGGCCUAUGCAAGUGGCUCAAGUGGUGCCUGUUCUCAGCAGCGCUCUCUCUCCGCUCUCAACGUCAUCUCAAGACUGAAUUCCAUGAUGAAAAUGAGGCCCACCCCAUCGAGUUUUUUUCUGCAACAACUCAUGCAUUUUUCUGGUAAACUCAAAAUCGAGUUAGUCGCUGGCCAAAUUGUUCCUAAGUCAGCUGUUCUUCUUAUGGUGUCCAAAGACAUUGAAGACUCGAUUAAAAAGUCUGCAGUGUUAGCAAAUAAGGAUCCCUUCUUCUGGAACUGGAAUGUAGUGUUGACAAUUCUAAGGAGUCGAAACAAUUCAUUGAUGAAACUGGAGGAUUCAAAUUUCAAGCUAUUUGCUCGAAGAUUGGUAGAGUUUUUCAGGCCCAGCAACAACAGAUUCAGUCAAAUUAAACUAGGUCACUCCCAUUCCCACCUCUACACUCUGGUGGCCUGUGAGCUUGUGGAAUAUUUGGUCGAAGCAGAUGAAGGAGAGGCAAGCCGAAUUUUGACUGAUUUGAUGGCUGACAUUGGAGAACACAUUCAAGCCAUCUUGAAGGCUGAAAGUGCACAUGAUGUUCUUUUUAGUCCCCACAACGUGACUCAUUCAAUGUGCCAAGUGUAUUUCCUUGUGAUUGGAAGAUUAAGCCAUUUCAGCAAAGGCACAAAAAUUUUGGAGUCAACAAACAUUUUCAAAAAUCUAAUGACGUUGGUAGUUGAUACCAAACAUGAUUGCUAUGUGAAGCUUAUUGUAUCAAGCUUGGAUUACACCCACGAUGGAAUGCCAAGACAAAUUCUAGGAAAAGUCCUUAAGUCACCGUUGGAAUCAUCUCGAAUUUAUGCCACCAAAUUUUUCCUGCUUCUUGUUCGAUCUCAUGUUGCUGACUUUGAACUUUGGGGCAUUGAGCUACUCGUCAUGCAACUUUAUGACUCCAGUACUCAAGUUUCUUUGGCUGCCUCAGACAUUCUGGAUGAAGCCUGUGAUUACAAGCCUUAUAUGGAAGCGUUAGUACAGCUGAGACCCACUUUGUUACAACUAGGAGAUAGAGGAAGGCUCUUGCUAAUCCGCUUUCUCUCCACCCAAACUGGGUUUUCAUACUUGAAUGAUGCCAACUUUGUCCAGAAUGAGCUUCACUUGUGGAAGAACACGUUUAAUGAAAAGUAUGUGCGGAUUGUUGAAGCUAACCUUCACGAGGCGCUUACAAUGCACCAGAAGAACGAAGAGGGUUCUUAUACUGGAAGACUGAGCAACGCGAAAAAUGUCAUCAAAAACUCCUACUUAGCACCUCACUUAUAUGGACAGUUGGUUCAACACAAGGAUGGCCUUGAGCUUCUUUCUCAAGACAUGAACCUGCUUAGAAAAUAUUUUGAGAUUAUUGAUAUUGGACUUGUCAACACGGAAGAGGAUGUAACCAACCUAAAGACUGUGAUUUGGGCACUGAGCCACAUAUCCUCAUCGACUGGAGGAAUACAACUACUGGAGUCGUUAAACGAACCAAUACCAUUGGCUGAAAGCCUCGUCAACCUUGCAACAGGAUGUCCUCAUUACGGCGUUCGAGCUGCGGCGUUUUACGCCUGCUCCCUUCUGGCCACUACUGAUCUGGGCUCAUGUCAUUUAGAAUAUUCAGGAUGGAUUACAGUUCGCCACGCCCGUAACGACAAAUUUCCUGUUAUAAAAGUGCCAGACUUGUCGCCCCUAGAACCGGAAGACAAAAUUCUCCCUGAUGACACCGGCAUUUGGUUUGAGUUGCCUGAUAACAGGCGAAAGCGCUCCACUAGUCACUGUUCUUCGUCCGCAAGCGCUGGAUAUGUUGUUCCCUUUGACGGAGAACUGGAGUGUGUGAUUAACCCAUUAAUGGUGCAGAGCACCGCGUCUGCCAAUGCAUCUCCGUCCAGGAUUAAUGGUAUCAGCACUGUGAUUCCUCCGCUUUUGUCUCUGACAUCAACACGGUCUCAAACGUUGCCACUUUCAAAACCUGGAAAGUACCAACAGCACCACAAGAGAAGCUACAGUGAGUCGAAGAGCGAUUUUGCCAUGAUGGGAGAGUCGCCCAAAAUCAAGGAGCCUUUUAAAAAGCCAGAAAGAAGUCCCAGGAUUAGAAGCAUAUCUGUGAACUCAGGAUCAAUACCUCCUGAAUUUGUCAUUGAAGAUGAGUCAAAGCAAAGUAACUUGGAAGUCACUUUGGGUUCGUCACCAAUUGGAUCUAUUAAUGAAUCAGCAAAGGAAGUGCUGUCAAGCAGUUGGCAGGAUGUUAAAGGAUUUGCAGCACUUAGAUCGCUUCCGAAUCGAAUGGGAGACAUAUAUGAAACCGCAAGUGAUGAGACAAAACUGUCAGUCAGACUGUUGAAACCGUUUGGCUCCACUGACUCCGAUAUGCCUCUACGGAGGGCUCCGUCAUCUCUGAACUCCAUUUGCAGGCUUCCAAAACUUAUCAAUGUCCAGUACUCAACUGAGUCUUGUUACAAAGGAAUUGCUUUGCCAGCCAAUAUCUGUGAUAUGUUCAAAAAUGAACAGUCAAUUUACAUUACCCGGAUGAUGAAAAAGAGGAAGGACCGCGAUUCAUUCUGCGAAUUGGAGGAGGUUCCUGAAGCAGGCGAUUUCAACGGUCGAGAGAGUCCUUAUUCAGACAGUGAGGGUUCAUUUGAUGGAGUCAUAUUGCAUGACCCCACAAAGUGCAUUUCGUGCUCCUUUCGCACACAAAAUCCAAGAACUCCAAUCAGAACGGGAAAGAUCUCAACAAGCUCCCGACACACCCGAACAGACACUGAAAGCAGUGAAGAAUUUCGCAUAGAAAGUUUUACUCUAAAUUCCGCCACCUUGGAGACCGCUACGCUUAACAGCAAUUUUAGUAUCAGCAACUUUGAGCUUGAUAUGAGUCAGAUCAAAGGGGAAGAAAACGCAAUCCUGAGCAGGUGCGCUGUGAAAAAUGAAAUCCUCAAACACGCAGAGAGGCUAAGCAAUCCAAUUUGGUUCAAGUCAUCAAAAACAGCUCUUUUACAGCUUAAGCAAAGAUGUCCUCAAGUAUUUCAAGACCUGUGCCUCUACUCUGACAUUUGUAGUUUGUUAGAAACGUCCAGCUACAGACUUUCAGCUCGGAAAAGUGUUCAAGAACUUUUUUACGAUUGCUCUUUUGAAGAGCUUUAUGAUGAACCUACUAACAUCCUUAAAUCCAGAGAUCCCAAUGCUACUACCUCGAAUCUUGUUUUUUCUCCGCCCAGCGUUUUACUUGAAGAAACACCCACAUCAAUUCCAACUAUCCAUGAGUAAAGCAACAAAUUAUGUUAAAUGUUAUACUUAAUAAAUCAUUGUAUUUUCGCUUUUGAACUGCGCAACAAAAAAUUGUUUAAAUAAAGUCAAAACGUAACAAUAUA
Cloeon dipterum is the source of this 5062-nucleotide messenger RNA. RefSeq names its product rapamycin-insensitive companion of Tor (gene rictor). Gene Ontology annotation, molecular function: protein serine/threonine kinase activator activity. Lineage: Eukaryota; Metazoa; Arthropoda; Insecta; Ephemeroptera; Baetidae. The record is from RefSeq and is a predicted model, not a curated record. Gene Ontology annotation, biological process: TORC2 signaling; positive regulation of phosphatidylinositol 3-kinase/protein kinase B signal transduction. Gene Ontology annotation, cellular component: TORC2 complex. The transcript has 23 exons. Bases 327 to 4958 code for a protein of 1543 amino acids.